AUGCUUGUGUCAAAAUUUCAAUCCAAUCCAAAUGAGGCACAUUAUGAAACAGCAAAGAGGAUUCUCAAGUAUCUGAAAAGGAAAAUCAAUGUUGGAUUAUGGUAUCCAGGGUGCAAAUUGGAUAAGAAAAGCACAAGUGGGACAUGUCACCUACUUGGCUCAAGUUUGAUAUCAUGGAAUAGCAAGAAUCAAGCUUACAUGUCACUCUCCACAACUAAGGCAGAGGAUAUAGCAGUUGGUCAUGGUUGUGCUCAAAUCAUAUGGCUAAAACAUCAAUUCUGA
Vigna unguiculata (cowpea) is the source of this 282-nucleotide messenger RNA. The record is from RefSeq and is a predicted model, not a curated record. Lineage: Eukaryota; Viridiplantae; Streptophyta; Magnoliopsida; Fabales; Fabaceae.